UACCCCGAAACUACAGAAUAUUUGAUCGUUGUUGAACUAUUUGUGAUUGGGAUUUUCAUCAUUUAUCAAUGUUAUAAUAACACUCAAAGCACGCAAAAGCUGUCAACCCAAACCUCGGUUUUCGAGAAGGACAAUGAGUGGGCAAAAGACACAAGGAAUAAAUCAUGCUUGAUAAAAUAGAGUAGAUCUCAAGAAAAUGGAGAAAUACGAAAAGCUUGGAAAGAUAGGCGAAGGUUCCUAUGGAGUUGUUUUCAAAUGUCGGCACAGAGAAACAGGACAGAUUGUGGCCAUUAAAAAAUUCGUUGAGUCGGAAGAUGAUCCACUCAUAAGAAAAAUUGCAAUGAGAGAAGUUCGUCUGUUGAAGCAAUUAAAAAAUGGUAACCUGGUGAAUCUUCUAGAAGUCUUCAGAAGAAAACGAAAGUUGCAUUUAGUAUUUGAAUAUUGUGAUCAAACUGUGUUGAAUGAGUUGGAUAGUCAUCCAAAAGGUGUGGAGGAAACAACAGUGAAGAAAAUCAUCUGGCAAACACUCCAAGCUGUUCAUUUCUGCCACCAAAACAAUUGUAUCCACAGAGAUGUCAAACCUGAAAAUAUAUUAAUUACCAGAGAAGGAAUCAUUAAACUCUGUGAUUUUGGAUUUGCGCGAUUACUUUCUCCUGGUGAUGAAUACACAGAUUAYGUGGCUACUCGUUGGUAUCGCGCACCAGAGCUUUUAGUUGGUGAUACACAGUAUGGUUUUCCAGUUGAUGUCUGGGCAGUUGGGUGUGUGUUUGCUGAGCUGCUAAGUGGUCAACCAUUAUGGCCAGGAAGAUCAGAUGUUGAUCAGCUAUACUUGAUCAAAAAGACGUUAGGUGAUCUCAUUCCACGACAUAUGCAGGUUUUUAGUGCUAAUCAGUUCUUUAGAGGAUUACAAAUUCCACAGCCUACAAGUAGAGAACCACUGGAAGUGAAGUAUCCCAACUUCUCACCUCAAGCACUAAGUUUUCUAAAGGGAUGUUUAGUUUUGGAACCAAGUAACAGACUAACAUGUUCAGAGCUUCUUGAUCAUUCAUAUUUUGAUGGAUUCCGAGAGCAAAUAGUACCAGAACUCAAUUCUUUGAUAGCAAAAUGUCARCACCCACAAUUCUUACAGAAACCAAAGAAAACAAAGGCUCGUUCACGGUUACCUCCYCAAUUUGAACCAGACCAGCAACAAAUGUCAAGACAUUUGCCGCAGUUGGCUGUUGCACCAGAGUGUUUAUCACCUGCUCCAGACAAACUAGACAAAUUGAAAGAGAAAGAUAAAAUGAAGCAAAGUAAGCUCGAUCAUUUGCCAUCAAUUCAGCCAAAUGGGAACUAAUCUUCACUUGGAGGCUAAAACUUCACCACAAAAAAAAAACAAAAAACAAAACUGAAAAAGUCAGUGAACUUUCAUGCAUGCACACACAUGGGGAUAGCAUUGCUUUGUGGCUAUUGCAUCACUAUAAAACAGAACUAAAGUCAUUUCUCUCAUUUGARAUGAAUCAUAUGCCACAAGUACUUUUUCUUCUUAUUCUGGCAUAGAGAUACUGCAUUCUCAGCAUGGUUUAGAUGUUUUUCAUUGUCGCCUCAUCUGCAUUGUGCAUUGGCGUGAAUUGUCAAGUUGGCUAGGAUCAUUUAUAGGAUAUGUUGUAGAUAACUUCCAUGGAUGAUGGGGGGAGGUAUUCUUAUUUUAGAACAAUAAUUGAGAAAUUACAAACCAUAAAGUAUCCACA
Messenger RNA from Exaiptasia diaphana, 1730 nucleotides. RefSeq names its product cyclin-dependent kinase-like 1. The transcript is spliced from 11 exons. Lineage: Eukaryota; Metazoa; Cnidaria; Anthozoa; Actiniaria; Aiptasiidae. Gene Ontology annotation, molecular function: cyclin-dependent protein serine/threonine kinase activity; ATP binding. The record is from RefSeq and is a predicted model, not a curated record. Bases 197 to 1336 code for a protein of 379 amino acids. Gene Ontology annotation, cellular component: nucleus. Gene Ontology annotation, biological process: protein phosphorylation.